AGAACCGGUAAAAAAUUAGAAGAAAACCCUAAAUUCGUUAAAUCCGGUGAUGCUGCCAUUGUUAAAAUGGUUCCAUCUAAACCAAUGUCCGUUGAAGCUUUCACCGACUACCCACCAUUAGGUAGAUUCGCUGUCAGAGAUAUGAGACAAACCGUUGCUGUCGGUGUUAUCAAAGCUGUUGAAAAAUCCGACAAAGCUGGUAAAGUUACCAAAGCUGCCCAAAAAGCCGCUAAGAAAUAA
Hyphopichia burtonii NRRL Y-1933 is the source of this 240-nucleotide messenger RNA. It is a transcript of the gene TEF2, whose product is annotated as translation elongation factor EF-1 alpha. NCBI's taxonomy places the organism in Eukaryota, Fungi, Ascomycota, Pichiomycetes, Serinales, Debaryomycetaceae. The record is from RefSeq and is a predicted model, not a curated record. The transcript has a single exon. The annotation marks the transcript as partial.